Tarenaya hassleriana is the source of this 1120-nucleotide messenger RNA. RefSeq names its product J domain-containing protein spf31. The transcript is spliced from 9 exons. The record is from RefSeq and is a predicted model, not a curated record. Lineage: Eukaryota; Viridiplantae; Streptophyta; Magnoliopsida; Brassicales; Cleomaceae. The coding region runs from base 109 to 849 and encodes 246 amino acids.
ACCCAAUUCAUCAUCCAUACAAGACAGUACCAUUACCAGUUCUUCUCCUUCUUCGUUUGUCAUCGUCGAGAGAGAUCGAGAGAGAGAGAGGGGCUCAGAGAAGGUGCCAUGGGAGAGAGCAACGUAGACGAGGAUGCAAUUCUGAAAUCUUUCUUCGCUGAGGUCGGCGAAGUGGAGAGAGACAACGAAGUCGCCAGAAUUCUCUCAUGCUUCAAGCUGAAUCCCUUUGAGCACCUAAAUCUACCUUUCGGUUCUUCUGUGGAUGAUGUUAAAAAGCAGUACAGAAAGUUAUCUUUGAUGGUUCACCCUGAUAAAUGCAAGCAUCCACAAGCUAAGGAGGCCUUUGGAGCACUGGCAAAAGCACAGCAGCUGCUACUGAAUGACCAAGAAAGAGAUUAUAUUCUCACUCAAGUCAAUGCUGCAAAAGAGGAGCUUAGAAUGAAGAGAAAGAAGCAUUUGAAGAAAGAUACUGCUUCUAAAAUAAAAUCCAUGGUUGAUGAGGGAAAACCUGAGCAACAAUAUGAGAAGUCUGAAGAGUUUCUACAUGAGCUUAAACUGAAGGUCCGGGAAAUUUUGACAGAUCAAGAAUGGCGUAGGAGAAAAAUGGCAAUGAGGAUAUCUGAGGAAGAGGGAAGACUCAAGAAGGAUGAAGAGGAACAAAAAGAGAUGUGGAAGAAAAAGCGUGAACACGAGGAGCAGUGGGAAGGGACAAGAGAGAAAAGGGUAUCAAGCUGGAGAGACUUCAUGAAAGCGGGAAAGAAGGCUAAAAAAGGAGAAACCCGUCCCCCGAAACUGAAGACAGAGGAUCCCAACAAAUCAUACGUGCAAAGGCCGGUGAAGAAAGGUUGAUCCUCCGAUUUUCUCUUUGAUAUUUGACCGAUCAUUGUUCCUACCAAGCAUCUGUUAUGAUGUUAUGGCCUUUUCAAGAAAAAACACAUACAUGACACGAAAAACGGGCAUUUAGGCGAAUAGUUUGUUAUCGGCGUAUAUUGUUUACUGAUAUACUGUGAUCUUAAAGCCUUGUCCUUUAAACUCUGAUCAGUUGUCGACGGUCUUAGAGUAGAAUAUACUAACUCUUUGUCUUAUGUUGGUUUCGUAUAUAUAAACACUGUUCAUGAAA